CACCUAUCACCAAACACUCAUGAAAACCCAAAGAAACCAAAACCCUCUCAUCAAAGAGAGGUAAAAAUUACCAAAACACGCAUACAAAAUCUACUGACGUUAGACUCAAAAAAAGAAGAGUGCAAAAACAUGCAUGUGAUGAUGCAUAGCAUGGCCGCAUAAACAAGGGACAGGUGCUUGGCGUGAGGAUUUUGAUAACCCGCGAGCAGAAAUCCAAAGGAAAAGGAAAAGGGAAAGGGAAAGGAAAAGGGUUUUCAUUUUUCUUCCCAAUUCCCCUCUCCAUUCGGCGUGCCCUAGGAGAAAGAGUUGAAUAGCAGGCUCAGAUUGACAGCGAGGGGGUGAGGAGACAUUUGGGUUGCUGAAGGGCAGAAGUGCUCAUAUUCUGUCACCCAUUUAUCGGAACUGUUCACGAGUACUUAGAUAAGUUCAACUCUAGCCCUAAUGCAAGGGCAUAGGAGUUCUGUCAGUGCCUUACCUGAAAAUCUAAGCUUUGAUCAUGGCUCUACGUCAAGUGAUGCUGGCAUAGAUUCUCAAGCACCCUGGAACAGUAUGCAGACUUCUGCCCAAAAUCGGCUACCAGAAUACAGGAUAUCAUCAAGUGAGAACAAUGUCCAAUAUCUGCAACAUGUAAGGCCUGAGGGACGGAAUGCUGAGUGGAGUUUAGGUGAAACUAGUUCCAGUGCUGCACAGCAUCACGGUGACCAAAAUGAAAGGAAAACAGAACAUACAUGGACCUACUGCUCUCGAGCUUUGGAAGAACAGCAAUAUGAACCACCUAAUAAUCUUUCAUCGGAUAAUGUUGACGUAAAUUUAAAUGGCAACCAGACUAUAAAUGGAUCAUUUCUUCUUCAGCAUUCUAGCUCGAAUGCCCUUCCUCAGGAUCUCAAUAUGAGUUUUGAAGAUCAAGAGGAUGAUGAAUGUCAGGUAGUUGAGCGUCCCAGUGGGUACAUAUCUAUUGGAUCAUCUAAUGAGCAGAUGCGAUCAACUGGUAGUUCCUCUGAUUCUUUUAGCAUGUCUUCUGGAUGCGGUGGAUAUGUGAUGGAAGAUAGUGAGGACAGGCCAGGGUGUUCCUUGGAUGGUCGGCGCAUGUCAUGCAAGAGAAAAGCACUUGAAGUGCAUGGGGGACAGUCUUCUGGAGUGGGAGGUUCAAAUUGUUUCCAGAAUACUGAAAGAAGUCAAUGGCAUACUGUACCAGCUGCUCAGGUUGCUUCUGGCAGCAUUAGUAUGCCAAUGCCAACAGCAAAUGACCCUGUCAUUAAUAAUGUGUCUGUGCAGGAAAAUCCAAGGCUUAGGCUUGGUGUUGGAGGCGCUGCUUCUGCAAGUCCUUUCUCUUUGACUGCUUCAGGAAAUGCAGAAAGUUCUCGCAGAAAUUUCCGCUUGCGCAUUCAUGGAUUACACCAGGAAGAUCCUAUACCGGACAAUCCAUUUCCAACUGAGGCUCAUGUUGGAAAUGUAGAUGUUUCAUCUUCCCGUCAUUCUUCAAGAUUAGUUCUUCGUAAUCGUCCUUUUGAUUUGAAUCCAGCUCCCCCGGUGGAAAAUGGAAGCCUUCAUGGGCGAUCAGUGCAUGUUCCUUCUGUGCGUCGAAACCAUCAAUCUCGGUGGGGUGGAGCAUCAAGUUCAAGAACUAGCAGCUCAUCUGCUUCUGCUAUUCCCGACGAGAGGAAUUUUCCACUUUAUGAAGAACCUAGACCAAGAUAUAUUCCCAGAAGCAUUUCAGAACAUCCCAUGUUUCUUCCUGCUAGUGAGAUUGGAAGUUCAUCUCAAAAUCCUACAACUUGGAACUUGGCUAGUGGGAAUAACAGUGUUGCUGGAAAUGUCGCAUCUACUUCUCGGGCAGGCCCUAGUACAGGAGCCAAUUCUUCUUCACCUAGUUGGUCGCAUCGGAGUUGUCCACAAUAUCCUCGGAGACUAUCAGAAAUUGUUCGAAGAUCUCUGCUGUCCUCAGCAGCUACUGAGCCUGGAGGUCAGAGCAGUAAUCGUGCUGCACGAUCAAGUUCCUCUGCUAUCUCUCAGGAGAUUGCGCUUCCACCUGGACCAGAUAAUCAUGGUCACCGUGCUUCAAGCUCAAGGUCAGCAUUGUUGGAGAGACAUCUUGAUGGUGCUUUUGGAAUACCUUAUUCUUUUAGAACUUUGGCUGCUGGAGGUGAAGGAAGAAGCAGUAUAAUGUCUGAGCAGAUACGCCAUGUCCUGGAUCUCAUGCGAAGAGGAGAGGGCCUGAGAUUUGAGGAUGUGAUGAUCCUCGAUCACUCAGUCCUUUUUGGACUUGCUGAUAUUCAUGAUCGACAUCGGGAUAUGAGAUUGGAUGUUGAUAACAUGUCUUAUGAGGAGUUAUUGGCCCUGGAAGAGCGCAUUGGAAACGUCUGCACUGGAUUGAGCGAAGAAACCAUAGCGAGUCGUUUGAAGCAACAGAAAUAUGUAGGCAGCAAAGCAGAAGACGAGGCGGAGACAGAGCCUUGCAGUAUAUGUCGAGAGGAAUACAAUGAUGGAGAAGAUCUUGGAAUGCUAGAAUGUGGCCAUGAUUUUCACACCGACUGUAUCAAACAAUGGCUGACGCAGAAAAACCUGUGCCCGAUUUGUAAAACGACCGGUCUGACUACGUGAAACGUGGCCAGCCAAUUCAAACUGUCUUGACCUCCAGUUCUAUUGGGAGACGUGUUUCGCCAACUUAAAACAAUGAAGGCCACGGUUCCUCUCAACUUCAAGCGGGCUUGAUGGCAUUUCUAUGUCCUUUUUCCCCCUUUCUCCCCCUUCCUAAAUUAUCUUGCUCACAUGUUGAGUUUAAAAUGAUUCUUAAAGUGAAAAUAGAACCUUUUCCAGCUUUACGUUUAAGCCAUCAAUGGCACUAGAUUAUUGAAAAUUCAACCUUUUUUUGUUUUUAAUUUAAUUUCAAUUGUUGUCGAACAUUUGACAAUUUAUCUGUCCUAUGAUCUUUAAUUGUUUAUGUUGUCUUUGCUGCA
This is a messenger RNA of Sesamum indicum (sesame), 2957 nucleotides long. RefSeq names its product putative E3 ubiquitin-protein ligase RHG1A. The record is from RefSeq and is a predicted model, not a curated record. Gene Ontology annotation, molecular function: ubiquitin protein ligase activity. NCBI's taxonomy places the organism in Eukaryota, Viridiplantae, Streptophyta, Magnoliopsida, Lamiales, Pedaliaceae.